This is a messenger RNA of Sorghum bicolor (sorghum), 2130 nucleotides long. RefSeq lists its product as uncharacterized. The record is from RefSeq and is a predicted model, not a curated record. Lineage: Eukaryota; Viridiplantae; Streptophyta; Magnoliopsida; Poales; Poaceae. The transcript is spliced from 3 exons. Bases 675 to 2021 code for a protein of 448 amino acids.
CAGGGGGGAGGCGACGGGGUGUGGUCGGCCAGGGCGCGGCCGCCGGAGCGCGGGCCACGGAGGCGCAGUCGGCGGUGGCGUAGCUCGCCGGGAGCGCGGCCGCUGGUGGGGCGGUCGCGGUCUCCGGGGCGCAGCCACACCGGGGCACGCGGCCUCCAUGGCGCGUGGGCUCGGUCUUGGCAUGCGGCCUCCAGGGCGCGGACGCCGGGGCUCGCAGUCGCAACCUCCAUGGCACGGCCGCCGGUGCUUGCAGCCUCCAUGGCGCGGCCGCCUGGCUCGCGGCCUCCAUGGCGCGAGCGCGAGAUGCAGCAGCACGGGAGCCUUCGGGAUGCACGCAUGACGAGCGGAGGAAGAGAGGAACCCGCGAACGUGCUCGCCGGUGAGGCACGCGGUCGCGGCAGUGGGGGUGCGUCGGCGCCGCCAUGGGGCACGCGGGGCAAGCCGUGCGGCCUGCAGGAUUUGCCGCAUCAGGAAGAACGCGCGAGGAGACAAGAAAAAGGAAAAGGAGAACAGGGCCUAAAGUUGUGCUUCCAGAAAACUAUAAGAGGUGCUACGUACGUCUCCAACUCUCCACAUCUCUCAUCUCUUCAGAAAAAAAAUAGGGUUUCCUACCCAGCCGUAGCGGCGGCGGCGAACUUUACCUUGCCCAGUGCUUCAUCCAAGAAGUGCGAGAGAUGGAGGAGGCGGCCGAGGUGUUGAUGAGGGAGGGUUCCAGGAAGAGAGAUUGCCCUGAUUCUGAGUUAGAAUCCCAGCAGCUCCUAGCACAUGAAGAAAAAUCCCAGCAGCUCCUAGCACAUGAAGAAAAAUCCCAACAGAUCCUACCACAGAUCCUAUCACGGGAAGAAAAAUCACGGCUGUUCCUGUCACGUCUAGCUAUCGAGGAUGCGUUUUGGGAUCAUGUGGAUGAAUGUAGUGGGCGACGUCCGGUGAGGACGGACGCGAACCAUGCGGAACAGAAACUGCUUGGGUGGAAGGUGGAUUUGCCAAGCGUAUCGGAUGAGGAGGAGGAGGAGAAGAAGAAGGCGGAUGAGGAGGAGGAGGACAAGGACGACCCGGACCUCGAGGCUCGCCGAUUUCGCAAAAGAUGGACCUCUAUGUUGUCCCACCGAUUCGGAUCCUUCGAUGACACCACUCUUAUCCCCCCUAUGCGCUAUACUGAUGAGCCUCCAAUUGACAGAAUCUAUCUUGGCGAUACUCUACAGAUCUUUUCAGCCAUGAUUGCAGGAAUAGGAGGUGGCUUCCGGUGGCCUCUCUGUGUGUUCGGUCUGGUUGCCAUACGCGACAAAGUUGAUCACAAUCGCAAUAUUAUCUUCCAGCGCUCGAGGUCUGAGUGCCAAACCCUCACUGAGGAGGAUCCAUAUUUAGUACUCACAGGUCCUGCUCGUGCUGUUGUGUUUACGGGUCCUGUAACCUUUGAGGUUUACCUGAAAGUGAAGGGCCCUACUGAACUCGAGGAUAGAACUUUAUGCUGUCUUGCUGAGGAAAUGCGAGACUCAGGAGCGCCUUAUUCAUACAUGUUCCAUCGAACUUACAGUUGCAAGUUUAGCACAGUGGAGUUUACACUUGGGCAUAUUACUUCCUCUGUCGAGGCCACAAUAUCUGUUCGAGUUAUCAGUGGUUCAUGGCCACAUGGUUUUCAGGGUGAGUUUGCUGCCUGUUUGGUUAGAACCGGUGAUAUUUUUCAUGGUUCUAAGCAUGAAGGUCCUGUUAUUGGAGGUAGGACCCGUAGUACCAGUGUUGAUCACAAGAAAAUCACCCUGCUUAGUUUUGGAGAUGAGAAAGUGCCUGUGCUUGAUGAUGGUGUGAUUGAGCUUUCUCGUAGUGUUGUUUCUGCUAAAAGUGACAGCAACCUGGAAGUUUCUGUUAGGGCAUGGCAAGAUAGUAACAAUGCUGUGCAAGCUAUGGCGGCAUUUGCGUCCAAGGAAGCAGGCAGAAGCUCUUGUACGGUUGACAUAGGAUCCUGUAAAAUGGUGGUUAUUGUGGCCUGGUCGCUCAUUUCGGAUUGGCCGGAAUCUCGUUGAGAAGUUAAGCCGGUUUUGGUUUUCUCCAUCACAUUGAAUGUUUGGACACAUGUAUGGACUAUUAAAUAUAGACUAUUUACAAAACUAAAAACAUAAGUAGAGAGUAAUU